UCCCGGCGUGCCGCGCGCGAAUGCGGCCAUGUUGCUGGGCAAUGUUCCACAGCAGCACGCAGCGCCGGCACUGGACCUUCCAUGGCGAGGAGGAACUGGCGCGGCGCCGCGCUGAGGCGAACCGCCGGGCCCGGGCCAGGGCAGCGGCCAGCGGGAAGGUGCCGCCGGGCGACCCGGUGCUGCUGGAGCCGCACGAGGAGCUGGCGCUAUGCAAGUACUACGAGAAGAGGCUGCUGGAUUUCUGCGCCGCAUUCAAGCCCGCGAUGCCGCGGUCCGUUGUGGGAACAGCUUGCAUGUAUUUCAAACGUUUUUACCUCAAUAAUUCAGUGAUGGAGCAUCAUCCUCGGAUAAUAAUGCUAACAUGCACAUUUUUGGCCUGCAAAGUAGAUGAAUUUAAUGUAUCCAGUGCACAGUUUGUUGGUAACCUUCGAGAAAGUCCUCUUGGACAGGAAAAAGCUCUUGAACAAAUACUGGAAUAUGAACUGCUACUUAUUCAGCAACUGAACUUCCAUCUCAUCAUCCACAAUCCAUACAGGCCAUUUGAGGGAUUUCUAAUUGAUAUUAAGACUCGCUAUCCAGUGCUGGAAAAUCCUGAAGUUUUAAGGAAAACAGCUGAUGACUUCCUUAACCGAGUGGCUCUGACAGAUGCAUAUCUGCUCUUUACUCCCUCACAGAUUGCUCUCACUGCGAUAUUAUCUAGUGGCUCAAGAGCAGGAAUUAAUAUGGAAAGCUAUUUAUCAGAAAGUCUUAUGCUGAAAGAGGACAGAUCAACCUUAUCCAGAUUACUAGAUGAAAUGAAAUGCAUGAAAAAUCUCAUUAAAAAAUAUGAACUGCCGAGGCCUGAAGAGGUUGCUGCUCUAAAACAGAAGUUAGAGAAGUGUCACAGCUUGGACCUCUCAUUUAAUACAAACCCGAAGAAGAGGAAAGGUUAUGAAGAUGAUGAAUAUGUCACAAAGAAAAGUAAAAUGGAUGAGGAAGAGUGGACUGAUGAUGAUCUUGUGGAUUCAGCAUUACUUUGAAGGAAGAUGGACUCCUACCACCCUCUGGUGUCAGGUGUGACUGCCUGCCACAGGUUCCUUAUUACGUGUCAUAAGAUCUUUGUGCUGUUAGUUCU
Melozone crissalis (California towhee) is the source of this 1114-nucleotide messenger RNA. It is a transcript of the gene CCNH, whose product is annotated as cyclin H. The record is from RefSeq and is a predicted model, not a curated record. The transcript has 9 exons. Gene Ontology annotation, biological process: regulation of transcription by RNA polymerase II; DNA-templated transcription; regulation of cyclin-dependent protein serine/threonine kinase activity. NCBI's taxonomy places the organism in Eukaryota, Metazoa, Chordata, Aves, Passeriformes, Passerellidae. Gene Ontology annotation, cellular component: transcription factor TFIIK complex; nucleus. Gene Ontology annotation, molecular function: cyclin-dependent protein serine/threonine kinase regulator activity. The coding region runs from base 21 to 1019 and encodes 332 amino acids.